Mizuhopecten yessoensis (Yesso scallop) is the source of this 756-nucleotide messenger RNA. RefSeq lists its product as uncharacterized. The transcript has 3 exons. The record is from RefSeq and is a predicted model, not a curated record. The coding region runs from base 1 to 756 and encodes 251 amino acids. Lineage: Eukaryota; Metazoa; Mollusca; Bivalvia; Pectinida; Pectinidae.
AUGGGGUGUUCCUUUGCCAAUUUUUCCAGGUAUAUCCCUUGUAAUACUAGUUUUAACAUCAAACCAUCAUCCCAGAUAUGUUUCUUCCAUUCUUGUCUUGACAACGUUAAUGCAAACCUUUCACAAUACAGAAUCAACCCAUCAUCAGUUUAUAAUGAGCUACAACUUAUUAAAUUUCGUGCUGGAAUUUUUGAACACGACACUGACCGUUUAACAAUUUGUCCUAACCACCGCUUCAACUUGCGUAAAGGAUGGAGGUCAUCAAAACUUUGUAUGAUGAAAAAAACCCUUCAAAUUUGCAAUGGUAAGAGGACAAUAGAGAGGGCCUCAGUUUCUAUACAGCAGUCCAGAGCUAUACAUGGAAAGUUUGGGAUUCUUUUUCCUGUAGGAGCUUUAUGUCAAAAAUUUAGGAGUGAUAUGGUACAUGCCAUCUGGGAAGAGGAUAACUCUCCACUAUGGCCACCUGUAAAUAAUAUUUCUGAAGAAAAUGCAAUUGCUGCGGUCUCAGAAGUGCGGGGAUAUACAUUCCACGAAGUUGCUUGUUGUGAGUUGAUAUAUCAUUUUUUGAAAAUUGUUGUAGAACAGUACCAGACUUGUUGUUGGGAAUCGGGAAUUACUGAUGUUGCAAGUGAUAGAUCAAAUAUGAGAAUAUUAGAGACAAUUGAACCUCAUAUUAGGAAAAGUAUGAAAGGCCUUGAUAACUAUGUGGCAGAGGGAGCAAAGGCAAACGCUUAUCCAGUUGUAAACAGUAUUUGA